UUGAUGUAUCAAGAAGUUUUGACUUCUAUUCUCUUCAAAUUCUAAAGUGCAAAUAUGAAUGGAGAGGGUCGUGGGGGAAAUUCCCCUGCUUGUGCUGCUUGCAGGCAUCAUAGAAGAAGGUGCCACCAGAGCUGCGAGUUGGCACCCUACUUCCCAGCAAGCAAAUAUCAUGAGUUCAAAAAUGCUUUGAAGCACUUUGGGUUAAGCAACAUUGUAAAAAUCAUGAGUAUGGUCCGACCCGAUCAAAGACAAGCAGCUGCAGAGUCGAUACUGAUGGAGGGCAAUGCGAGAUUGGAUCACCCUGCGCAUGGCUGUCUAGGCAUCAUUCGGAACCUCCACAGGCUCCUGGAAAUUUAUGAAUCCGAGCUCGCUGCUGUGAACCAACAGCUAGCUGUCUUCAAGGCAAGCUUGUCUUCAACACCACAGCCAUCGCAGCCUGAAAUUGACCACCUUGUUGCCAAAAUAUUUAAUGAAGGAGACAAUCCCCUCUGGGUGAAUUUGGAAGCAGAUGCAAUCAUCAACAGUGUUCCAUCUGACUCCAAAGGAAAGCAGCCUGUCAAGCCUGAUGAGGAAGCAAAGGACAAUGAAGCUGAUGAUAUCUUUAUGGAAAGUGAUUAA
This is a messenger RNA of Theobroma umbraticum, 618 nucleotides long. The record is from RefSeq and is a predicted model, not a curated record. Lineage: Eukaryota; Viridiplantae; Streptophyta; Magnoliopsida; Malvales; Malvaceae.